Messenger RNA from Drosophila teissieri, 774 nucleotides. RefSeq lists its product as uncharacterized. The transcript is spliced from 3 exons. The coding region runs from base 1 to 774 and encodes 257 amino acids. The record is from RefSeq and is a predicted model, not a curated record. Gene Ontology annotation, molecular function: nucleic acid binding; RNA-DNA hybrid ribonuclease activity. NCBI's taxonomy places the organism in Eukaryota, Metazoa, Arthropoda, Insecta, Diptera, Drosophilidae.
AUGAGCAGUAUACCUGACUACAUGGUCACCAGAACGUGCCCGGAUGUAAGAACAACAACAUUCAUGGGACCAGACGACUGGAAAACAGGUCAGGACCAUGCUCAACACUUCAAUAUAUACACCGACGGCUCCAAAAUGGAAGGAGGAGUUGGAGCGGGCAUAUACUGCACAGACCCUGAAAUGAGGCUGACACAGUCAAGCGGCGAUAAGAUCCUGCAAUCGUCAGCGGUCAGUUCCAAAAGUGUAUUGGCAAGCACGGAGGCACUAGAUAUCCUUAGCACGACCACGUCAGUGAGGAUCUACUGGGUUCCCAGCCACCAGGGCAUCGAUGGUAAUGAGGCGGCAGACGAACUUGCAAAGGAAGGCGUUGGACUGACGAAUGAAAGAACAGAAAACGUUCCUGUCUCCCUCAGAACGUUCCAAAGCGAACUGGAAAGACGGGCCGACACACGAGCCAAAAGCAGAUGGAGAAGAACUUCCACCACCUGCAAAAUUUCAAAAAUCAUGUGCAAAGAGCGCAACGCAAAACAUCUUCCAAGGAAAGACGUCAGACUUCUAGUGGGAAUUCUUACAGUUCAGUGCCUAGCUGCGGCACACGCAGUGAAACUGGGCAUUACCGACAAUGCCAAAUGCAGGGCAAGAAUAAACUACAUAGGCGCUCCGGUUCUGGCAUCGCUAGAGGAUGCCUCCAGGAAGAAGCCAGGCGAACUACUUGCCUUCGCGAAAAAUACCUCGAUCCUAAAAGAUUUCGAAAAUCACGAAAACAUUCUCUAG